Messenger RNA from Hippocampus comes (tiger tail seahorse), 5868 nucleotides. RefSeq names its product trichohyalin. The record is from RefSeq and is a predicted model, not a curated record. Gene Ontology annotation, molecular function: actin filament binding. The coding region runs from base 457 to 5139 and encodes 1560 amino acids. Gene Ontology annotation, cellular component: actin cytoskeleton. Lineage: Eukaryota; Metazoa; Chordata; Actinopteri; Syngnathiformes; Syngnathidae. The transcript is spliced from 16 exons.
AGAACACUAAAUUAGAUUAAACAGAAGUGAGUUCGUGUGAUGUACCUCACUAUUCAAGUGGAUCAAGUAAAAAACAAAACAAAAAAAAACGACUGACCAUAAUAUCAUACAUUUUGUGGACAUUCAAAGGAUUUUAAAGAUGUGCCAAGUGACGGUGUGGUAAUCCUGUUAAUCUUUUGACCUCGUUCCUCAAAACUAAUGGAGUUUGUCAACUGUCGAGGAUUACACAUGUCCGACACUUCUCCGCACUGCUUGUUUGUGAUUUGCUCGCUCAUUUUGUGAGCAAUAGGACAGCUUUUUUUUUUUUUUUUUUGCAGGUGAAUGAAUAAUUUAGCCAGGUCUCCCUUUGGCCUUCACAUGUGGAACUUUAUAUAUUUUUUUAAUCAUAUUUAUUUCCCCAUUUUGCUGUAAAAAGUUGGAUUUUCAUUCAGGACAUUCUUCAGAUCCUCACUGAAAAUGAUGUCCAAGGCUCCAAGGUGGCCCGAGGUCCUGGUUAACAGUAAGAUUCCUAAACCUGCACAAAAGAAGGGAGCAAAGGAAGCCUCAUCAUUAACAGCACCCGUAUUUAGUCGAGGUAAACAGGCUGGCAGCAGUGCACCGAAAGCCACUUUAAAUGGUGGAGGAAGGAGCGGCGGCGGCGGCGAGAAAGACUGUAAAGCUGGUGUCACUUUGAAAAGAAGCAGCCACCAAGGUCGCGGCGGUCACUGGGCCUCCAGGCCACCGUCGACUCGUCCAUCCAGACCUGCUCUGCAGCUCUGCAGCAGCCGGAGCUUUUCAUCCCUCGACACUUCUUCCCUCACUACCGUUCCCUUCAUGAGGAGCAGUCACUCUCUCAACAGACUUGACCGGAGAGCUACCGCAGAUGACUCUGAUGCGGAAGCAAAUUCUCCAGUAAGGAAGGAAACAAGGUCUGGAAAUAAAAUCCUCAUUGGUGGAAAGUUGUCCUCUCAAGAGCCAGUCAGGACUCAUAAGGAGCUCUGCCAUGAAGACAAUGAGGAAAAGAAGCAAAUGAGCAGCUCAUGUGAGACGCUGAAAUCAUCUUUUGAGCUUUCUAGCACCAACUGUCCUCAACAAGACGACAGCGUCGAACAAGAGAGCAAAGGCAGGGAUCACUCACUGUUCACAACAAGGAUAAGACGCAAUUUGAUCCAAACUGUGAUGAAAAAUGUGAGCUCCGCACCUGUUGCUGCAAGCACCCAACUGCAACUAAAUAAUAAGGACGAUCCUGAAUCGGGCCACCAAAACAACCGCUUGCAAGAGGACGCAUGCCGUGAAGGUGCCGAGGACCCGGAGAAACCAAAAGAAGAAGAAAGCCAACGGCAGCAAAAGAUGGCUGAAACAUCCGCCGCUAUAAGCUCUGCAUCGUCUCCCAGCCCGUCGCCCACCUCCUCACCCCGCACCGAUUCGCCGUCUCAUUUCAGUCCGACACGGCAGGCGGGAGAAGUGGCCUCUCCAUAUUCACCGUCACGUGCGAUGCUGUCAAAAGAAGACGGUUCUGAUCAAGAGUGUCGUCCUUCUGAGUCCGAAAGAGGGCAACUUGUCCAAGAGCUGGGCCAGACACAGAAGGAACUGUCUCGGCUUCAGCAACUCAACAGAAAACUGCAACAUGAACUCCAGCAAGAAAGGGAGAGUCAUUUAAGAGAAAAGAAUGAUCUUCUAUUCAAUUCCAACUUGCCAUCGGAGCCAGCUUCGACGCUGCGCCGACUACACGAGACGAACCAUCAACUCCGUGUCGAGUUGGAGGCACAAAAGAGAAUGCAGGAGGAAGCCAGGGAAGCCGAACUACGUCAGAGAGUCGACCUCUUAGCUCAACAAGCCCAGCUGCUUGUGACAGGGGACGCGACCGCGCUCGCUCAGGCCCGUUUAGAGCAAGAACGCAGAUGGUUCCACGAGCAGCAGAUGGAGUGGCGACGUUCCGUCACCUCUUUGAAGACCCAGCUGAGCUUCAGCGAAGAAAAGAGGAAAGAGUCGGAGCUGCGCACGACACGGCUACAGGAGGAGUCGUACGGUCACCGGGCCGUCCGGGAGGAGGCCGAGGAGCUGAGGAAGGCUCUCCGAGAGGCCGCGACGCAACUCCGCACCACUGAAGAGGCACAAGCUCAAAAAGAGUCUCUCCUGCAGAAGCAUCUCACGCUCCUUCAAGCGAGCCAGGGCCGAGAACGUCAACGUUUGUCAGCCAGUUUGGCCAGCGCGGAGCAACACUCGCGAGAACUUCAGGAGAGACUGGAUGGAGCCGAGCGGCGAGUCGACAGCCUGAAUAAAGCGCAAAUGUGGUGCAGGGACCUUGAAGACACCCGACAACAACUCCAAGAGGAGUUAGCUUCCUCACGGGCCGCUGAGCAAAAGUAUCGAGACGAAAAAGAGCAGACGGAGCAACAAUGUCAAGAGCUGCGGGAUCACGUGGCGGAGGCACAGGGGGAAAUAAGUCGGCUGCAGGGUUGUUUGAAAACCCUCGAGACGCACUACCGGGACCUUCAACAUUCAUAUGAGAGUAUCUCAGAGGAACUGCUGGCGGUUUUGGAGAAGGCGCAGCAGAGGGAGGCCGAGGCUGAGGAAAUGCGAGAUGGCUUUGAGAGGCUCCUCGACACCAAGGAGCGAGAGCUGAACGAGGUGUUGCUCAAGAUGGAAGUCUUAGGUAAUAGCCUGGAGGAGAAGGAGGCGCAAUUCAACGAAAUGCUCAAGGUUUGCACCUGUGCCUCUUCUCACGUGGAGGAUGAGUCUUUGGAGGCGGAGCCGCACACGGAAGUGAUGGCGGAGGAGCCCCAUUUAAAAGACGACGGCGGGUCAGAGGAAAGAGGCACGUUCUCUGUUCAGAACAGCCCUCGUCACGCAAGAGUCCGCUCCCACUCGCUCGGCCCAUCGCAUCAGUACAUCAUCGCUUCAGGAGAUGACCCGCAGCGCUUUACAACAGCGAUCCAGCUACUUGAAACAAAACUCUUUGUCACAGAGGAGAAGCUAAGGGAAAUCACCGAACGGCUGGAGGAACACCGGGAUCACAAAACCUGCCCGCACCCCCAUCUUGACUCCCGGCUCGCUCCAAGCCGAGGCUCAGCCCGGCAUCUCGCUCUGCUGCUUCACAGCCGGGCCGAGCAGAGCCAGCGCUUUGCUCAGGAGACGGAAAACCUUUGCGGGCUUUUGGCCGGUCGCUUUCAGUUUGCGCUAAACGUCAUACGAAACUGCCGGGAGAGAAUUCAAACAAGCGCCGGCAUCGAAUUGACGGAUUUCGUGGACAGACUGUCGGCUGUCGAGACGUGUCUUCGGCAAGGACAGAACGAUGCAGAAAAACAACAACGUGCGUCGUUUCGUGCCUCCAAAGUGGAGGACGAAAGCCCCGAUGAUGUUUUGGCUGGAACUGACCGUAGCAUUGAUGCAGAGGUUGAACUCGCUGGCACGGCACGUUCAGAGGACAUCAUGACUGUUGGGGUGUGUUUGAUGAGAGAAUUAGUUAUCGUUGAAAAAAUACUGGCAGCCCUUAAGAAACCAAAUGAGCAAUUCCAAUUUCUAGUGGCAAGAGAAGAUGGGAUGACUCUUGCACACAGGUACCAAGUCAUCACCUCGCAAAUAUUAAGCUUAAAAAAGACUCCGUUAGAGGAAGGGGGCGCCGGAGAGGACCACCAAAUCAUCAUGAGAGCCUGCACCGAAGCAGAGUUAAUCUAUGCCGCCUUUAAAAUCCAGCAACAAUAUCCGAAAGGUCCCGCAGACUCCAGUCACCCGACGUUUGUUUCGUAUGAAGAGCGGGAGACGGGAAAGGACGCGGUAUUCGAGAAAACGGCAACAUCGCUUCAACCUGAGGACAUCCGGGAUGAGAAAAGGCCGCCGUGGUUCGAGCGACUUCUCGCGAGGCUGCAAAGAAGAGCGAAAGUCAUGUGGCUGCUGAGUCAGGAGGUCACGUGUAUGGAGGAAAACUGGGAACCCGCUUCUGGAGUGGACACCGGGUGGAUGCUGGAGCAAGCAAAGUUGGUUUAUUUGUCCGACAGGCUGUACUUAGAUUUGGAGCAGGAGCAGCGGCGCUGCGUCAUGUUGCAGGACAACCUGCAGGCUUUGCGCAAACAGCGGGACGCCUCAUUAACGGAUGAGCGGCGGGCUUUUCAACACACCUUAUGCGAACUGCGGGAGGACAACAGAGCACUGCGAGAGGAACUGGAGCACGCCGAGGAACAGAUCAUAUCCAUGGAGACCGGAAACCAGAGACUUCAGGAAAACAAGCAGAGAAUUGAGGACUACCACAAGGAAAGGCUGCAAAAACUACAAGCAGAGUUUCAAAUGAAGAUGAAGGAACGGCAGAAAAUCCAUCGAGCGGCGAUGAAACGUUUGAAUCAACCCGGCAUGAAAGACUCGGUUUCCAAAGAAGAACACGCUGCAAACUUGAAAGAUAAUGGCGAUGCAUCCCCAACAGAGCAGCAAGAAGUCGGCCCGAAUGACGUGAACACUCAUCAGGUCUUUUGUGGCGGGCCUUUGGAGGAAAUGCACAGGAAGUCGAUAGCGGAGCUGCAGCGGCAGCAUGACAAACAGGUGGAGGAACUUCUACAGGAAAAGGAGCGGCUGAUGCAGGAAGAGACAGCUGCCACGUUAGCAUCCAUUACUGCAAUGAGGAGAGCCCAUAAAGAUGACCUGGAGAACGUUCGAGAGCCACAGCACGUCUUGGAGAAUGAUGACAUCACACAGAUCCACAGUGACUAUCAAAAGGCGAUGGAAUCACUGAGUAAGGAGCUGGAGGAGUUGUCGUUUCAACACACUCAAAAAUGCCUCGAGAACUCGAAACUGAGAGCCGAGCUGCAGUUUGAGAGAAAAUCCAUCUGGAAGCAGAGAGAAAGUCCAGAGAGGAAACCGGAGCAGGAUAAAAUGCACACCCUCAGCCAGAGCAAGAUGAAGGACUUUUCUAAAAACAACCACAAUGAACCCCAUCAGGAUGUCACGGCCCAAAGUCAAGAUGUCAGGUUUGCUACUCUGCCUUCUGGUAAAGUUGCACCUGGAGAGAAAAAUGAUGUCAACGCAGUGAAUUCAAGCCAUGCUGCAUUGGUGAAGAAAAGUGACAAACCGUCUCUCCUACGUCGGCUUAGAGCACUCAGGUCAAAGAGUUUGAAAGAAGGUAUCUCUGGCCCAGAAAGGAUGAAGCUGCUUGAUUCAACAGAAAAAUAAAACUGCGCUGAACAUAUUUUGCCACUAGAUGUGGCAAAUUGGGUUGCCUCACCGGAGGCCAACUUGCAAUACAGAACUGAUACCACAGCAGGUCACUAUCAGCCCGACAUAAAUCUGAUGUAUGACAAAUAGCCUCAGGUAACCCUCACUUGCACUGUACACACACGUCUAUCGAAAUUCUGCCUUCACAAAGACGAUUUGAUUGUUUGGAGCUGCGGCUGGAAUGUGGCAACGGCAGCUGUGAUGAUUUGGGAUCCGCUUUACAAUCAUUCACAAGUGCAGAGCUCUCGUAAAUUUGGAUGUUGUGAAUCGCGGUGCCCUUGCAGAGGUCUUGCUCUUGAAUGUUGCUCACUUCCUCGGAGUCACAUUACUCAAGAGGAACAUCGCACCUCAUUAAACCCCGCGCUCCUUUCCUGUGACCCCAACGUGAGGAGCUCUCGUCAUGUGAGGCAAACAUUUUCAAAAGAGCAACACUCGUCGCUAAUGCCACCUAUCGUCGGCAAGGCUGCGCCGGUGGUCUUUUCGAGCUUCAAGUAACAUUCACACCAACCAUGUCUUUCUUUUUUUUUUUUAACGCAUUUUAUACAGUUACACAAUUUGUCUAGAACUGAAAAUAGUUAGGUGCAAGGCGAUAUAUUUGAUCAAAAAUAACAACAACUACAACGUGCUGGCUAUCUUGGGAACGUGACCUCAUCAGACAUGGAGGAGGACGCUGAAAUGUUCAAUAAA